UGUCUGAGGACGGCAGUCGGGGCGACUUGGCAAUGAGGGUGAUCGCGAAAGUCCACAGGCCGGGGGUCACGCCGGAGGAGAUGGUGGUCGGCUACAACGAGUGGUCCGAGAACUACGAGGAGAUGAUGAUCUGGAAAGGCGGGUACCGUGGCCCCGCCAUCACGCUGGAGGAGGCGCUGCGUUGGGUACCCCCGGAGCGGCGAGCUAAGGCCAGGGUGCUGGACGUGGCCGCUGGGACGGGCUGCGUGGGCCGCGAACUCCACCGGGAAGGCUUCAGCCGCUCCCACAGGCACAUAGACGCUGUGGACCCGUCGGAGGGCAUGAUGAAGCAGCGGGAGACUGGCAUCUAUACCAACGACUUCCUGGAGUUUAUCGGCAGCGGACACUCCACCGUGCCCAAAGACACAUACGACCUGGUGGUCACCUCGGGCGGUAUGGGCGAAGGUCACAUCUCAAACAGUGGCCUCGACGACGUUGUGCGCGUCGCAAAGAACGGAGGCUUCGUGAUCAUCGUGAUGCGCCAUGAGUUCCUACAGACCGUGCCUUCCUACAAGGACAAGCUGGAGCCUUACAUGGACCAGCUGGAGGCGGACGGGAAGUGGAAGAAGGUGGAGCGGCGCAUCGUCCCAAACUAUUUCUGUGACAAGGAGGGUCUCGUCUUCGUCUUCCGCAUCACUAAGCCUGAGUGAGGAGGAAGAGGAGGGAAGGGAAAGGAGAGAGAUGAAGAGGAGGAGUUAUAGUGGUGCUGUGCCAAGGCUGUCUCUGUGUAACAGCCUUGGCUUUCGUCGCGGCACCCGAGACUGAGGUGUGAAUUAUCGUGCUCUGGCAACCUGGCGUCAUGGCGUCUACGAUGUUAUAUGAUAGUCUACGCAUAGGGCACAUUUGUCAGUAUUAAUCAUAUUAUUGAAAUUGUCGUAAAAAUGUUUUUUAGUUAAGACUGAGGCUGCAGAAUCCUUAACCUCAGACCUUGCUAUCAUCUCCGAUUGGGAUAAAAGGAACCUUUGGGUUUUUGUGUCCUUCAAUGCCUCAAAAACCCAAUUUAUCCACCUUUCAACUCGACACAAUCUUCCAAACACCUAUCCCCUAUUCUUCAACUACACUCAGCUGUCACCUUAUAAUUCUUCAGAACUAAAUAUCCUCGGUCUGUCCUUAACUCAAAAUCUUAACUGGAAACUUCUCAUCUCUUCUCUCACUAAAUCAGCUUCCUCGAGGCUGGGCGUUCUGUAUCGUCUCCUCCAG
Molecule: messenger RNA, 1239 nt
Organism: Eriocheir sinensis (Chinese mitten crab)
Lineage: Eukaryota; Metazoa; Arthropoda; Malacostraca; Decapoda; Varunidae
Exons: 6
Coding region: 33-689 (218 amino acids)
Source: RefSeq, a predicted model, not a curated record